Molecule: messenger RNA, 815 nt
Organism: Pseudoliparis swirei
Lineage: Eukaryota; Metazoa; Chordata; Actinopteri; Perciformes; Liparidae
Gene: h3f3d
Product: H3 histone, family 3D
Exons: 4
Coding region: 81-491 (136 amino acids)
Cellular component (GO): nucleosome
Molecular function (GO): DNA binding; structural constituent of chromatin; protein heterodimerization activity
Source: RefSeq, a predicted model, not a curated record
CUUCGCCUCCGCACACAGUAGAAGACUGACGUGCGAAGGGGAGACGCCGUGAAACCGAAAAGAAACCCCAAAGGUGAAUCAUGGCUCGUACCAAGCAGACCGCUCGCAAGUCCACCGGAGGAAAGGCUCCGAGGAAGCAGCUGGCCACCAAGGCGGCGAGGAAAAGCGCGCCAUCCACCGGCGGCGUGAAGAAGCCCCACAGAUACAGGCCUGGGACCGUCGCUCUGCGUGAGAUCCGUCGUUAUCAGAAGUCCACCGAGCUGCUCAUCAGGAAGCUGCCGUUCCAGCGUCUCGUGAGGGAAAUCGCUCAGGACUUCAAGACGGAUCUGCGUUUCCAGAGCGCAGCGAUCGGCGCUCUGCAGGAAGCCAGUGAGGCGUACCUGGUUGGACUGUUUGAGGACACUAACCUGUGCGCUAUUCACGCAAAGAGAGUUACGAUCAUGCCCAAGGACAUCCAGCUGGCCAGGCGGAUUCGAGGAGAGCGCGCAUAAAUGAUUACUUUGAUUUUAUCUUUUUAGUAGGGGGUGGGUGGGUCUGACUGGGGUUUUGUUUUUGUAAAUCUUGGAAUUAUUACCAGCAUGCGUAUCACCUGAUUUGCCACAUGUAGUUUCCGUCAUGUUUUUCUGAUUGUACUUUCUUUUACUCUUUACUUUCUCCUGUCCUAUUUACGGUAGUGUAGCGCUUCAUAUCUGAAAAACAAAAUACUCCACUGCCUUUCUCAGGUUUGCAAAUAUAUUUUAGAAUCUGGACCAUUUGAUCCUGUGUGCAUGUCAUGGGAUUUCUUGUGCUGUAAAUAAACUUUCCGCUACCUCAAA